Cylicostephanus goldi is the source of this 545-nucleotide messenger RNA. NCBI's taxonomy places the organism in Eukaryota, Metazoa, Nematoda, Chromadorea, Rhabditida, Strongylidae. The record is from the annotation of a GenBank genome assembly.
AUGGAGCGACUACUUGUCGAGAAGGGGAUGAUGGGACCUGGUUGGAUGGAUUUCACUAACUAUGUCGAAGUGACAGCGAAGCAAUCCUAUUGCGAUUAUGAGUUCAGCGUAGAUAUGGAAAGAAUGCGUAACCUUAACUAUAACACUGCAAUAACUCAAACUGCGCCUCCUGUGCGAAUGCUUGUACUUAAUGUUCUAACCACUUUGAAUGAUAAGAAGGAGAAUGAGAUCUGCAUGAUAUCAAUGUUAUACAAUCCCGCUUGUAACCUGGGUAACCCUAGUACCGACCAAAAGGAUCUUCAUCGAUUAUGCAUGUUUACCAAGCCAUACGGCGGCACUCUCCCUUUUGACAUCAAGGACCAGCUGAACAGACGGGGCCUAGCAGACAUAGUCCUCACUGCAGGAAAUGAAAAAGCUCUCUUGUCACUAUUCCUUGCAAAAGUACACAAAUAUGAGCCUGAUAUCAUUGUGGUGAGUUCCUACUUCAAAAUGACCCAACGUUGCCUAGGCAGUGUACUCGUAGCAUCGGUGGUUCAGUGGUAGAA